Paraphaeosphaeria sporulosa is the source of this 1530-nucleotide messenger RNA. Its product is annotated as NAD(P)-binding protein. Lineage: Eukaryota; Fungi; Ascomycota; Dothideomycetes; Pleosporales; Didymosphaeriaceae. The transcript has a single exon. The record is from RefSeq and is a predicted model, not a curated record. The coding region runs from base 419 to 1387 and encodes 322 amino acids.
CCUCAAACGACCCAAAGGGUGAUGUGCGCGUGGCAUACCUAUGGUAUCUUAGGGAUUGCAUGGCAUGCUUGGGUGCGGAACGAAAAAACCAAGAUAGGUUUCCUUUGGACAUCGACAUUGUUGUUGCCUAAUACACAGUCGUACCUGUCGUGUUCUGCUCUACUUUGAACUUCCAGAUCUUGCCACUUAGCUGAAAAGAUAGAUAAGCCAGAGUAGCACGUCUCGUAUGUACGAAAUGCUUGUGCUUUGCGGUCGGCGCAACCUUUCACCCAUUGGGUCUACCACGUAAGCACCUAGUACUCCCUGUACUACCUUGGUUAGCAUAUACGACUAGUACACAGGCCUUUGGAGACUAUAAGAUACAGUAUCGAGUCUUCUUUCGCUUGCAUUACAAUCUAAAGAGACUUGAGCCAUCACAAUGGCACCUUCGUACCUUAUCACGGCGGCCAACGGCCACAUCGGAAUGCGGCUCAUACCGCUGCUCCUGGCGCAUCCAUCUCAGCCCACACUUGUCCUUCCGACCAGCAAUUCAGCACGUCUUACAUCUUCAAUGCCGGCCAAUGUGGACAGGUCCAGAGUGCACAUUUUGGAAGGCUCCGUUCAGGACCCCAUGUUCGUUGAAGCGGCUAUCAAGGAUCACAACGUGACCGCAGUCUUCCUCUGCCUUACCGGACCCGACGAGCUUUUCACCACCUUCAACUUUUUGGACUGUAUAAGACGAUCUGGCACAGUAAAACACCUCGUCUACGUGUCUGCCGCCAGUGAUCUUAGCCUGGAGGCACAGCAGAGCGGCCUCCUCAAGGACAUUUAUUGCGCACACGUGGCCGUCAAGUUUAUCGUCGAGGCGAAAAUUAUGCACGGACUGCUCCCGCGAGAACAGAAUGGAGGGCUCAGCUGGACAAUCCUUGGCCCUACGCUGUUUUUCAGCAAUGACCUUAGUGUCCAGCGCGAGAUGCUUGAGGAAGGGUUGUUUGAUGAGCCUCUCGGAAGCAAAGGUGUGAGCCGCGUAUCAGAGAAGGAUGUCGCACUCGCAGCUGUGAAGGCUCUGGAAGAUGAUGGGAAACAGUGGGGCGGGAAGAAGAUCAUGAUCGGCAGUCUGCAAACGUAUACCAAUCAAGACACUGCGCGGUUGUGGUCGCAGGCUUUGGGCAGAGAUAUUAGCCCCACCCUCAGCGACAAGGCUUCACUCGACGAAUGGGAGCCUCGCUUCGCGAAAAAGGUAGGUCAUGCAUGGGGAAGAGACGUGAGGCUCAUGUAUGAGAUUUUUGAGGAGAUGCCAUUUGGUAUGACCGAGGAGCAGUACAAGGAGCAAGUUGUGCUGUUGGGAAAAGAGGCGGACAGUUACGAGGAGUUUGUCGAGACAACAAGCAGGGAGUGGAAACAGUAGUACCUCAUAAACAGCACGGUUGCCUCGCAGUAGGACGAGAUUGGCAUCCCGAACCACUACUCUUUGUAUUGCCAUAUCGUGGUCCAUAGCCCUUUGCCCUGCUAUAGCCCUGCUUUGUAUGCCAUGGGGACAUGCCGGAUUCA